AUGGUAGUGACCUUGUGCGGAGGUGUGGAAUUUGGCUUCGCUAGCAAUGACCCAGAUAUGAAAUUUAGAACAUUAACAACAACAAAAAACCGACAGACAAGACUGCGAGCGUCGCUCUUCUUGAAAGCGCCUGUCACUCAGGCGCCUGUCACUCAGGCGCCUGUCACUCAGGCGCCUGUCACUCAGGCGCCCGUCACUAAGGAGCCUGUCACUCAGGAGCCCGUCACUCAGGCGCCCGUCACUCAGGCGCCUGUCACUCAGGCGCCUGUCACUCAGGCGCCUGUCACUCAGGCGCCUGUCACUCAGGCGCCUGUCACUCAGGCGCCCGUCACUAAGGAGCCUGUCACUCAGGAGGCCGUCACUCAGGCGUCUGUCACUCGGGCACCUGUCACUCAAGAGGCCGUCACUCAGGAGCCCGUCACUCAGGAGCCUGUCACUCAGGCGUCUGUCACUCAGGCGCCUGUCACUCAGUAG
Messenger RNA from Procambarus clarkii (red swamp crayfish), 474 nucleotides. Lineage: Eukaryota; Metazoa; Arthropoda; Malacostraca; Decapoda; Cambaridae. The record is from RefSeq and is a predicted model, not a curated record.